GAGUGAAGGAAAUGUCGACUGCCAGGUCAGACUGACGAAGCGGGAGAUUUCCCAAACAGUGAGGAAACUCCAUGCUGUGUUGCAUAAAGUCAGUCGUUGCCUAAACAUACGGAGAGCGCUGUGAGUGCGAAGCCUGGCAGUGAAACCAGUCACGAAAAGGGGAAGAAAAGCAGAUUCAGCACUGUGCCAAAAGUAGGGAGGGAUCUGUCCAUUCGACCAGUCACAAAUCCUCGGGGACUUGCUGUCGAAGGGAGAAGAAGAUGUCUGAGAAGGUUCUGUUUGAGGAUAUUUUCAAGAUUUUGACCAGGGACCCUGAAGGAAAGAAGUUUGACAGAGCAGUUAUAGCGCUCUUUGGCUCAGGGCUGUUGUCGGCCUUGGUUGCAACCGAAGUCUUCUGAAGAUGCAGUCCUUUCCGCGGCGCUGCAUUGCAGCUGUGAUGUUUCUGAGUACAACACUUCUUCUUUGCUACAUGCUGCUCGAUAGCAGGGAGAUCGAGGAGCCGGAGUUGAUUUCACACGUUGUCCGUACGCACUUCGAGUCGCGGGUUCAAGUCCGAGCUUCCCCUCCCAUUUUGAUGGUGGGGGAGGAUUCUAUUGAAGGUGUGUCUGCCGCUGUAGCUUCUCCGUCUGCCGCCAGUGAUAGAAAGGGUGAUGGUCUUCCGCAGGCCCCGUCCUCCAUUUUACAAGAACGAGGUGAUUCUCAGCCCCUGGUUGCCCUGUCCCAAAUGUCGUGGUCCCUGCCUGAUGGGAGAUGUAGGGUUGAGGAUGCUGCUGCUGCUGCUUUCCCUGGAGGAGAAUUGCUCAACCAACGCCUUGUAUGGUGCCCAUCGCCGAAUAGGUAUUUGAUGAUGAUCUGUGGGGCUGGACGGAUGGGCAACCGGCUGAUGUGCAUUAUGAACUACAUGGUCGUGGCGGCCUUUUUGAACCGCACCCUUGUCUUCCCUCUUGAAGAGGUCGGACUGCCAUUUGGCGCGCUCCUUGAUGUCCCUCGUAUUCGGAAGUGUCUGGGGCCAUCAACGGUUAUCAGCCUUAAGGAGUUCCGGACACUCAGGCAUGCUGAUGACCAGGUGGACAUGAUGCGGUUCUUUGGUGGCUACAACCCGUCGAUCAGAAAGGGUAUAUCAAUCUUCAAGAACGCUACUGGAAUCACAAUUGCCAAGAGCGAACUUGCAACCGCCCGACAGAAGGAAGAAAGCACCGUAGAGUUCUUUCGGCAGUUCAGUUCGGAUGUAGAGGUGCUGAGCGUUGGCGAGCUGUUUGGGGUCAGGCUGUCGACGGAGGCUAAUGCUAUGCAGCAUGGUCGAGAGCCCUGGAGCACACCCUGCAAUGGAUCCGUCUUGCAACCUCACGAGGCAAUUGUUUCAGCGGCACUGAAUUUCACCCGAACAUUUCUUGGUUCGCUGUACACCAGUGUUCAUCUGCGACGCGGGGACUUCUUGAAGUUUUGUGCUGGCAGAGGGUGUUUCUACCCGAUCCCACAGCUUGCCAAAUGCCUUCGUAGACAAUUGGAAGCAAUUAAUGCAUCGGAUCUCUUGUUCCUUGCAACGGACGCAGAAGAGGAAGAGGUUGAAGAACUUGUUGUCCUGUUAGAAAGGGGCAAUUCACUGAUUAGGGUUGUGCGACUUUCCGGUGCCGGGGGGGAGAGCUCUCUUGAGAAAACGCCUGCAGGAAACUGGGAACGAAGUUUAACCGAAGAGCAGCGCCAAGUUCCGGAAGUUGUCGCGCUUGUCGAGUUAACUAUCUGCGCCUUUGCGAAGUCGUUCUUGUACUCUCGCAAUAGUACGUUUAGUCGUGAAAUACGUCGACUCCGUGCGGUUCGCUUAUCUUCACUGAGUUGGAAUCCGCGCGGCCUGCACAGCGGCGCAGAGCGUGGGGAUUGCCGCCAGAAGCUCUGCGAAGAGAUGCUGCCAACGGACACUUCGCGAGCAGAAGUCGAGCUUGUUCGUGACCGAUGACAGGCGCCCGAUUGAGUUUGACAAGUUGCAACUUCACCGGUGCGUUCCACUUUUGACCUCCGCUGUCUUGGGCGUCCUACCCAUGGUUGAUCUCCCCGUCUCGGAUAAAUCUGACACCACACU
This is a messenger RNA of Chara braunii, 2077 nucleotides long. The record is from the annotation of a GenBank genome assembly. NCBI's taxonomy places the organism in Eukaryota, Viridiplantae, Streptophyta, Charophyceae, Charales, Characeae.